UCGAGUGGACGAUUGUAGAGGACCAUCGCCUGCGCCACCGGCGGCGGCUGGCGUCGGUCGCUGGCAGGUGGCAGCGGCCGGUGGCCAGUGCUCGGGAAGCAACCGCGGCGCGCGCGUGUCAGUGUCCGGCCAUGCGGCGCCCGUGAUGCACGCUCACUCGCUCGCCAACAUGUCACCGCGCUGCAGUCUCAGAUACGCGCUGAGCGUCGUGGUGAUACUAGAUGUCAUUUUUACAAAUGUGAGCGCAUUCGCCAUCAGGAGCUCCUUCAACACGACGAGGACGCCCGCGCUAGAUCUCGCUGUAGACGAGAGUCUGCAGCUCGAGGUCAGGCAUGACUUCAAAAGACCUAAUGACUUAAAGACAAAUAUCUUUAAUAAAAGUAACGAGGUGCCUACAUCCACUACCGAUUUACCCAAUAGUAGCAAUCCCUCGUCGUCGACAUAUAUACGGAUGACAGCCGCAAUAAAGUACAAUCCCGAUGUCAUCUCGGAAACAAUAGAUAAUAAUAUGACUACAAAAAAUAACAUUUCUGAAAGAAGUGUAUUAAAGGAACACACCACAAUACAUUCAGAAACCAAUAUAACAACCAAAACUCCAAAGGUAACUGUAGGGCCGACAGUCACUGGAAAUUGUACGACUCAUAAUUACGUCGAGUUGACUGAAGCGACACAACCUGCAGACAUGGACAAUUCUAUGUCACUAGCUGUUGAGAAUAUUAAUGUUAGAGCACUUAAUGACACCUUUGAUUUAAGUACUACACUUAAUGAUACAAUUGAACAAAUUCCGUUGGACCAGCUCGCAACUAUACCUUUACAGAAUGUAACUUUAGCGGAAAAAUACAUCUCUACAUUACCCGUCGUUAAUAGUAGUGAUUAUGUUGACAUAAAUACUAAUUUUACUGCACGGAGAAAAUAUACAGUUAUAGAUAGGAUAACAAAAGUUAUAAAGAAUGAGACAAUCACUCCAACCGAUAAAUAUGACAAGAAAGCAGAAUCUCUGGUGACUUUGACCUCGGCGACAUCUGAGGAGGUUCUGAGGAGAGUAGCGACGGAGUACUCUAUAGCGACUACGCCGACACCGCGGCGGGACGUGCCCGGUACUACCGGCUAUCCAGAUGUACUUAUAACGCAAGAAAUAGAAAAUAUAACAAACCCUUUCGAAGUAUCGUUACAGAAACCUAAAUUUGAAACGGUGUCGUCAAAGCGAGCCGGAUUUUUAAAUUAUUCAUCCAAGUCUAAGCAAUACGAGACAACGAGUGAAGUUAUUACAACGGAGACUGCGUACAGAGAUCACACGACACUGGCACUCGAAAACGAUUACGACGCCAUCUCAGGUCGUACCACCGUAGAGGCAUCCAAAUCCCAGAGUUAUUUAGAUGAAGACGCGAUUAAGGAAGAAAUGCUUCAAGAAACGUCGUUGAAAAAUAACGAGGAAAUGGCUCAACAAAUUCGCGAAGGGCAUGUAAAUAAUACAGAUACCACAUUUUCUUUUCUGGAACAAUUCAGUAUUUUCACAUCGACACAAGAUUUGGAAAGCACCGUACAGACCAACACCGAAGAAAUUAUUAAUACCAAGCCUUCUCAAGAUAAAGGUAAGAGCACUGUCGUCUAUACAGUCAGUCCAAACUACAAGCCCAUGAAGAAACUUGAGAUCCAACCACCGAAACAAUUCGUGAGAGAUCCAGAUGACAACAGCUGGAGAAAUGAGAGCAUUAGUUCGUUAGGGAUAGUGUUCAAACCUAAAAAUUCUUCGAAACCUUUCACUCAAGUCUUGAAAAAUAAGACAGAGACCGAAUGGAGUAACUUAGUAAGUAGAGAUAGCAAAAGUGAAGUUCCCGACCUAAGAGAAAGAUUGGAGAAGAUAGCCCAGAAGCGCAAAACCAAAAAGAAGAAAACAGAUUACUUCGGCAACAUAAUUUAUAGCGACUACGAGGAAACAAAUAGUUCUGAAGAAGUGACCAACACCCGCAAUAUUGACAUCACUCACACUUUAGAAAGUACUUUGGAAGAUACGACCAUGCCAAAUAUACUAACAGAAACUGUAAAAGAGUUGUCUACGCUGACUUUGACUACGACACCGACCACAUCGACGCCGACCCCCGCGACCACAGUGGUCACAUCUGUACACAAUAUUACACAAUCGAAUACAAAUAUAAAUUCAACUACGACCACAGCACAACAAAAUGUUUCUAGUAAACUUCAUAAUAAGACGAAAGAGAUACUGUCCAAAAAGGGAAAAUACAAUUCUUCCGCAAUCGACAAGGAACAGAAAUAUUUUAAUGUUUUUGAUUACUAUGAUAUUUCAAACGAGGACGAAUCGGAAUACUUACAGUUGGCAAAAUUGGAAUUAAAAAAAUACUCCGUUCCAACUCACUUCACACAGAGACCCUUUGUAUCUACUGCGCCUUUACCGUAUCGAUUUACAAAACCAGAGACACUGCCUAUGCCUGAAAGAAAGGCAACAAUACAAUACUUCCCUCCGCGAAUUAAUACUAAUCAGCCGAAACCUAACAGAUUCGAUAAAGACCGUAAAACUAAAAUUAAAUCCCAUACAAAAAUAACAUCUCCGAAAGAAGUGACGUCGUUUACGCUGACCAACUCGCCGGAGACCCCGUUAGGUAAAUACAGCUCACGGUAUCAAGAGGACCAACACAAUGUGCAUCCCACUUACGUGAAUACCGUGGCACCGAUAGAGACACCGAACACGUACAAUUCAAACGAUUAUACAAGAUAUCUGUCGCAGACCGAGCCCCCGAGGGUAUCAACCGAACAAAAGGCUAGAUUCGGGGCCAACGACCACACGGAAGGCUUCCACAGGGCCUCCUACGUGAUGAAGAAUUACAAAGAUUUCAUAGAGCAGGCCGCCAAGGAUUACGACUACGAGAGAGAUGCGGGCUUGAUGACGUACACGCCGCCGCCGGCACCCGUCAGGGGCGUCACCAUCAGCGACCUGCUUGCACGGGAGAGAGACAGACCGAACUUCAACGAAGACUACGACUCGAAGUUCCGGAAGGACGUCAUGCAGAGGUUCGUGGACAACUUCAACCAUAACGACGCGCGCUACCACGCCAACUCCCCCGUCCUGUACAACAACACGGUGAUGCACGCGAACACGGCGGGCAACAGCGAGGCUGCGGCCGCGUCGCGCGCCUUCCUCAAGGGCCUGUACAGCCCGGUGAAGACGCGGGCGGGGUACGCGCGCCGCGAGCCCUACGACCCCGCCUGCGACAACGUCACCGUGGAGCUCUCGCCUGCCUACGAGCUGCACUACUACGUGCCCGAGCAGGAGGAGAUCGAGUCCAAAUCGGCCAGCUAGUCUUUCACCAUCUCCCUGCAUCUCUACGUAAUUACUGUACAUAAAUGUCAAGGACCAAUGUUUUUUUACACAGAUGGUUUAAUCUUAUUUUUACGAGCAAUAGCUACUUUUAUAUGUAAAUAUAUUAUUUUCCCGCCUGAGAAAGAUCUUCAGUGCCGGUCUUUGCUCUACUAGCGUUAUCUUUUUUUACCAUAACUAGGAGGGGUAGUAAUUCGCAGACAUGUGACGCCGGGGGCGGUCGACAAAUCGCGCCCUACCUUAACGCCGGCACUGAAGAUGUCCUACUUGUAUGUCAGCUUACGAUCUAACUAAAUAACAGUUUCUAUUUUUUAAUAAUAUUGAUGCAACUAACGAUGUUAUUUUGUAAUCGAUGCUGUGUUAUGCAAACAAAAUGAUGAUUUCUUUAAAUUAUUUUGUAUUUCGAAAUAACUUUCAUAUGACAUACAUAAUUAUGUUCUUGUUCUAAUAUUUUUGUUAUUUUUUCUUCUAUACAAUCAUUUUGAAAUCAAUCGUUUAUUUUGUACUUAGAUAUUUUUAUUAUCAACAUGUGCGUAUAGCAAGGCGGAUUUUAUUCUCGUUCUACACUUCCUUAGGAGUAUCGAUGGAGUAGGUUAAUGUUUAGCCAACAUAAAAUAUACCAAAUAAUAUCUGAUUUGCAAAGAUAUUUUGUAAUUGUAGAAUGAUAGUCGUUAUACAAUUAUUUAAUUUAUAAAAGUCUAUGUAUUUACCACCGUCCACUGCUGUAGGUUAGAAUAUUGUUAGUCUUACUGUAGUGAUAACUCACUUAUUGUAUUUAUUGUGAAUAUUUAAUAUCUUUUUUGUUUUAAGUGAAGUAGAGCAGUAAAUGUUUGACUCCUCUCACAGUUGACAUUUUGCAACGAUCGCUUUAAAUUAAAUUGAUAAAGAUGUCGCCACUUAGUUAAUAUUAAGAAAAUUUGUUAUAUUUUAGGUAAAUCCACAUAAAUGUACUAUUAUUGUUGUAUUGAAUAAGUGAUCUAUGAAUGUGAUUUAUUUAAGAGUGAUGUGAGGUGAGGCUGUCGGCGAGGGGCCAUCGCCUUGUAAAAUUAUAGCUCCUGCUCGUUGCAUUACACGAAGCGCGCCGCCGAGCGUAGCCAGGCUAAUGUUCCGUGAUCAUACAAAUAAAGAUAA
Papilio polytes (common Mormon) is the source of this 4465-nucleotide messenger RNA. RefSeq lists its product as uncharacterized. Lineage: Eukaryota; Metazoa; Arthropoda; Insecta; Lepidoptera; Papilionidae. The transcript has 3 exons. The record is from RefSeq and is a predicted model, not a curated record. Bases 146 to 3316 code for a protein of 1056 amino acids.